This is a messenger RNA of Doryrhamphus excisus (bluestripe pipefish), 9043 nucleotides long. NCBI's taxonomy places the organism in Eukaryota, Metazoa, Chordata, Actinopteri, Syngnathiformes, Syngnathidae. The record is from RefSeq and is a predicted model, not a curated record.
CUGCCUCUCCGCCUCAGCCAACCCGGGCUGUGCCGAGCUGCUCCCUGCGGGAUCAGAGCGCUCCCCCGCCGGGACCCUUCUCUCACAUCCCCCUGCUGGGACGCGGCUACAUUUCCAGCCAAGCACUGCCUGCCUUGGCUUUAUUAUGUGUGUCUGCACCGCAGCCCCGCCAGCAGAGGCAGGCAGAGGAGGAGGGAGACUGGUAGCCAGAGUCAGGACAAAGAAAAAGCAGGGAGACAGAGGCUAACGAAGGGUUAGACCGCUCCAAAUAUUUGGCUCUUAUUCACACCACAGGACAGGGGCUUUAGGGAAUAAUAAGACAAGAGAAGCGAGUUUGUGGGGGUGGAGAUGCUCCACGUCCGCGCCACCAGAGCACCACUAGCGUAGGAAAGGACGGAGAUCGGAGGGCAGACACGUUGGUCACACACCCCGCAAACCUUCUCACCACCCGGACCGUCACCGAGGUGACGACCACAACUUGUUUCUCCUACAGGUUGUGCGGCGUGUGUGUGUUUUUUUUCCGCUUUUUUCACCCCCCGACUCCAGCGAGCGAAGGUGCCGCAUUGCAACAGGCGAAGAAGCGGCGUCCAAGUGGAGGAGGAGGAGGGCACUUAACCCGCCUGCGCCCGCCUGCAUGGUUAGCUGAAAACACGGAACGGAGCAAAACAGUCGAAAUCAAGCGGCACGGCAGAGAUGUCCAGACGGAAACAAGCCAAACCUCGCUCCGUUAAAGCGCUGGAAGAAGGGGAAGCGUCGGAGUGUGGACGGACCUGGGAUGAAUCGAGCGUCCAGACAGAUGACCCGGCAUCUGACAAAGCCAUCAAGCUUAAAGCGAGCCACGGCGCUGCUACCGAGGAUGGAGAACAAGAGGAACACGGCGACCGUGAAGACGACGAGCUCGACGACGACUCCAUCUUCACGUGCGACAACUGUCAGCAGGACUUCGACUGUCUGGCCGAGCUCACCGAGCACAGAACCAACCACUGUCCAGCAGACGGUGAUGACGAUCCAGCCGGGCUGUCCUGGGUGCCGUCCUCACCCUCCAGUAAGGACGUGGCGUCGCCUUCUCAGAUGCCCGACGGAUGCUGCGACCUGGGCACGGCCACGGGCGGCGAGGAGGAAGGAGGCGCGGGUCUGCCGUACCCGUGUCAGUUCUGCGAUAAGUCCUUCAGCCGGCUGAGCUACCUGAAGCGCCACGAGCAGAUCCACAGUGACAAGCUGCCUUUCAAGUGCACCUUCUGCAGUCGUCUCUUUAAGCACAAGAGGAGCAGAGACCGCCAUGUCAAACUCCACACGGGGGAUAAGAAGUACAGCUGUCAGGAGUGCGAAGCUGCAUUUUCUCGCUCUGAUCAUCUGAAGAUCCAUCUGAAGACACACAGUUCCAGCAAACCGUUUAAGUGCAGCGUGUGCAAACGAGGCUUCUCCUCCACUUCGUCCCUGCAGAGCCACAUGCAGGCUCACCGAAAGAACAGAGAGCACCUUGCGCUGAGAAGCGAGAAGAACGGAGGGAAGAAGGGCGCUGGUGGAGACGUGGACCCGGAACAGGACCUGUACAUGUGUGAUUACUGUGAGGAGACCUUCAGCCAAACGGACGAGCUGGAGAAACACGUCCUCACCCGGCACCCUCAACUGUCCGACCGCGCCGACUUGCAGUGCAUCCACUGUCCCGAGAUCUUUCUGGACGAGGCCUCACUCAUCACCCACAUUGAAACGCAGCAUGCCAACCGCAAGCACAAAUGCCCCGUUUGUUCGGAACAAUUCCCGUCUGUGGAGGACGUCUACUGCCACCUCGACAGCCACCGCCAACCCGACUCGUCCAAUCACAGUGCGGCCAGUCCCGACCCGGCGCUGGGGAGCGUCGCUUCCAUGAGUUCGGCUACUCCAGACUCCAGCGCCAGCCUGGAGAGAGGAUCCACACCUGACUCCACCCUGAAGCCCAGCCAGGGCAGCGAACGAGGCCGCCGGAGAGGCAACGACAGCGGGGAGGAGAUGGCGAUAAGCUUGGGGCAUCCAGGUGGAGGUGGAAGAGGAAGCUGGGGUAAAGUGACAUACUCUUGCCCUUACUGCUCAAAGAGAGACUUCAAUAGCCUGGCUGUGUUGGAGAUCCAUCUAAAGACCAUCCACGCCGACAAGCCACAGCAGAGCCAUACGUGUCAGCUCUGCCUGGACACCUUGCCCACGCUCUACAAUCUCAACGAACAUGUGCGCAAAGCCCACCGUGCCAGCGGAGGAGCCACGAGCCCGGCCGCCGCGGCUUUUCCUCUGCUGCAGUUCACCAACGUCACAGCGUUCCAUUGCAACUACUGUCCGGACAUGUUUGGAGACAUCAACUCACUGCAGGAACAUAUCAGAGUUUCUCACUGUCUACCUGGUGGGAUCAUGGCUGGCUCCACCACGUUAGAAGGGAACCAUGCCUUCUUCUGCAACCAGUGCUCGAUGGGAUUCCUCACCGAGUCUUCGUUGACGGAACAUAUUCAACAGACGCACUGCACGUCAGCCGUGGUGGGCGGGGCUGCGUCUGGUGGAGGUGUGGCCAAACUGGAGUCUCCGGUGCUGCAGUCCGCAUCCCAAUCCUUCAUGGAGGUGUACUCCUGUCCGUACUGCACCAACUCUCCCAUCUUCGGCUCGCUCCUCAAGCUCACCAAACACAUCAAGGAGAACCACAAGAACAUCCCGUUGGCCAACAACAAGAGACAAGCGAAGGUGGCCGACCUCAGCCCCGCCUCUUCUGACGUGGAGAUCUCCUCCCCGAAGCGCCACAGACUGGGAGGGGACUCCACCCCGUCCAUAGGGAGCAACGGGGACUACCCCUGCAACCAGUGCGAUCUGCGAUUCUCCAGCUUCGAGGGUUUCCAGGCGCACCUGAAGUCGCACCUGGAGAUGCUGCUGAGGCGCCAGUCCUGCCCACAGUGCAACAAGGAGGACUUUGAAUCCCAGGAGGCUUUGCUGCAACACCUGACUGUGCACUACACAACCACGUCCACUCAGUACGUGUGCGAGAGCUGCGACAAGCAGUUCUCCUCGGUGGAUGACCUGCAGAAACACCUGCUGGACAUGCACACCUUUGUUCUGUACCAUUGCACACUUUGCCAAGAGGUCUUUGACUCCAAGGUCUCCAUUCAGGUUCAUUUAGCAGUGAAACACAGCAAUGAGAAGAAGCUGUUUCGCUGCACAGCCUGCGCCUGGGACUUCAGGAAGGAGACAGAACUUCAGCUCCACGUUAAGCAUAAUCACCUGGGCCAGAGGUCGGGCCUCCCUGGAGGGCUUGGAGCAGGUCCCAAGCCCAGGAAGUGCAUCUUCUGCGGAGAGACGUUUGGAACGGAAGUGGAGCUCCAAUGUCACAUCACCACUCACAGCAAGAAGUUCACGUGUCGUUUCUGUGGCAAGACUUUCCAUGCAAUCUCGCUGUUGGAGAGACACCUCAGGGAGAAGCACUGCAUCUUCGACGGGGGCAACGUCACCGGCAAUGGCGGCGGCACCGGGAGCAGCAGCAGCCAGAACGGGACACCGAAUGGCCUGACUCAGUCGUCCAAGAGAGGAGGGAACGGCGGCGGUGGCGGCGGCGGAGGUGCGAGCGCCACGGAAAGAACAACGGUGGCGGCGGCGGAGCAGGCCGACCUGCAGAACAUGCUGCUGAAGAACAGCGUCGCCGCGGCGGCAGGCGGGCAGGGCGGCGAUACCGCCAACAGCCACGAAGCCAGCGGCGGCGAGGAGGAGCUGGACAAUUCCGAGCCCAUGUACGCCUGUGACAUCUGCGGAGCCGCCUACACCAUGGAGUCCCUUCUUCAGAACCACCGCCUGCGUGACCAUAACAUCCGGCCAGGAGAUGACGAUGCCGGUUCUCGAAAAAAGAAAGCGGACUUCAUCAAAGGGAACCACAAGUGCAACAUCUGUUCCAGAACGUUCUUUUCUGAGACCGGGCUUCGUGAGCACGCCCAGACGCACCGCGGCCCCGCCAAGCACUACAUGUGUCCGAUAUGUGGCGAACGGUUCCCCUCGUUGUUAACCCUCACAGAACACAAGGUGACCCACAGUAAGAGCCUGGACACAGGAACGUGUCGAAUCUGUAAGAUGCCCCUGCACAGCGAGGAGGAGUUUAUAGAGCACUGCCAGAUGCACCCCGACCUCCGAAACUCCCUGACGGGCUUCCGCUGUGUCGUCUGCAUGCAAACCGUCACUUCGACCCUGGAGCUGAAGAUCCACGGCACUUUCCACAUGCAGAAACUCUCCACCGGUUCCGCUCUUGGAGGAGCCGGAGUGGGAUCUGGGAACGGAGCGGGAAACGGCUCUGCGUCGUCCUCCCCCAACGGGCAGCUGCAGCAGCACAAGCUGUAUAAGUGCGCUUUUUGUCUCAAAGACUUCAAGAACAAAGGCGAGCUGGUCAAGCUGGACGUCAACGGCUUGCCUUACGGCCUCUGUGCCAGCUGCAUGAGCAGGGGCACUAAUGGCCAGAGCCCCAACCAAGGAGGAGCUCUCACACCAGGGGACACGCAGGGGGAAAAACCCGUGUCCGGGCUCAGGUGUCCCGAGUGUGGAGUGAAGUUCGAAAGCCUGGAGGACUUGGAGAGUCACGUCCAGACGGAUCACCCCGAGGUCAGCCCAGAAAGCUCCGCUGGGAAGAAGGCGGAGGCUUCGCCUGCUCCCAAGAAAAAGACCUACCAGUGUAUUAAGUGCCAAAUGACCUUUGAGACUGAGCGGGAGAUCCAGAUUCACGUUGCGAAUCACAUGAUCGAAGAGCCCACCUGUCGGCAAGGUUUGUCCCCUUUCUGUCUCACCCUCUGAGCAAGGCAGCAAGCAUUCCGCUGUCUCACUGCCCGCCCAUCCGCAUCCCAUUAACAGACAUUGAACCCCCCAUAUUUGGUGACUUGUUAUGCACAGAUUAUAGAAUGGUGCACCAACCACACCGCAUGAUGUGGGACGGAGCUUGAACGCCAGGCGUUGCAGGGAGAGCGUACGUCCUCCACGAGAGACAAUGUGUCAUUUAAAGCAUCGACACGUGGAGACGGACGGACGGGCGAUGCUGCACAGACGCCUUAUGGCCACAUUUUGGCACAACGAAUCCUCCACCGUUCACUCCCCCGAUCCCAGCUGCAUGCUUCAUUGUCCCUCCCACUCCAUACGCCCACCCACCCGCACCCUGGCACAGACACACAAGUACGGCGUGUCCACUCACCUGGAUCCAAGCCAGUGAAGAGACACGGCUAACCAUGCGUCUUCCCGAUCUGCGUUACCUGCCUGUUUUCAUUCGCAUAGCCCGCCGGCGUUCUCGAACCACGGCCUGCUCGUGUGCUUUAAUGAACUGAUGCUUUUAGCGAGAUGACACCUUUGACCUUAACCUGAAAACACACGACCUUGGUUUGGGUAAGCCCUCAAUUCAAACAAGCAGGCGGUUUUCUAUUUUUAUUAAGUCCGACUACAAGGAAAGCAAUUUUUAUUCACAAGAAAUCAAGUAAAGCCCUUCGAGACAAACAAAACAUAUGUUAUAUCAAGAAUAAUUAUCACUUAAUUAUCACUAAACAAUGCAAAAUAGUAAUCAUGAUAAUAAUCAUGUUUGCAUUUAUUGAAGAGUCUUGGUGAAGAAACAACUUCUGGCAGGCAGACGCCAUCUUUUUUAUUUUUAUAAAAAAAAAAAUUCUAUUUAAGAAAAAAAAUUCCAUUUUUUUUCCAGACGCCAUCUUCAUAUUUUUUUUUAUGAGGAAUAUAACGUCUUCAUCCUAUUGCUGGUACUCGCAAGCGAGUCACCAACACGUAGCAUACUUCCACGGAAUGAUCCAGUAGAGCAAACAGACUAGAUUCAUUCUAGGGUGGCGGGGGGUGCUGGAGUCUAUCCCAGCUGUCUUCGAACGAGGGGCGAGGUGGCCAGCCAAUCACAGGGCACAUAUAGGCAAACAACCAUUCACACUCACAUUCAUAACUAUGGACAAUUUGGAGUGGCUAAUUAACCUAGCAUGUUUUUGGAAUGUGGGAGGAAACCGGAGUACCCGGAGAAAACCCACGCAUGCACAGGGAGAACAUGCAAACUCCACACAGAGAUGGCCGAGGGUGGAAUUGAACCCUGGUCUCCUAGCUGUGGACCUGCGCACUAACCACUCCGAUCAGUGAAACUCUGCAUCAAAAUCUGGGAAAUGUUAGUCCGGGUUCCCAUCGAUGCUCGAUGCCCAAGCAUAAUUAUAACUUAAAUGCUCCACAUACAACAGUGUUAACCACUCGACCACCGUACAGCCACAGACUCGAUCAUUACAUGCAAUAUUAACCCGAGAUUGUGGACAAAAAAACAAACAAAACGGAAUGUUGGAAAACUCAAGGUGACUACUUUCAACGGGAUGCCACCUUUGACCCCCCACCCACAGCACCCUCAUCUUGUUUUGAGGACGCCGGUUAUUCUCUGCACUCGUCGGCUGUCUAUUUUAGGGCGUCUCUAAGACUGAGACUGGUACUUGUUGGUCCCAGUACAUCACCUUCCUUCUUCCUUUUACAUCCGUGCAUGAACACACGCCACACCGUAUUCUUCCGUGUCCUGAUAGGCAACGUCUGGCCUGCUUACUUUGUGUCGCUGAAGACUUAAUGAGGCGAAUAAGAAGCUUUUAGAGUGAAAGGAGGUGGCUAAUGUGGUGUGUGUGUGUGUGUGUCUUUGCCACUGGAUAGCAACAACGCUGUUUUCUUCUGCCCUGCUGCACCUGAACUAAUAAGCCCCAGACUAAUCUGGCCUUUUUUUUUUCCUCUUGGUGUGUGACUUCACUAAUGCUCAGUACUUAAGAAAACACUUUGGCUCACCCGUCUUAGUAGAAAGUGAUAUCACAACAAGCAUGGGGGAGAUUUCCGAUGUUGCCCUCGCCAGCCAGCGUGUCAAAGCUUACCAAAGUCUUAUGAAGCUGGGAGGGGGAAAAAGGUACUUAAGGAACAUGAAUAAUCCCAUCAUAGGCAUAAGCGUCCAGUCCGAGGGAGUUUGGGGCUCCACAGGAAAUGACUUGUCGUCUCUGUGGGGUCCGUUUAAAUCAGUUGUUGUUUCUGUAAAGAUGGGCUUUAAAAGCUUUUUUAACACACGCUGACCCCCAAUUGCCCUCGCUCUCAAUCUCUGGUUUUAUACCUUUAGAACGCACGCAAAAGAGGAAGGCAUGGGAGUUCAUGUUUACAUGAGGUUUGUACAUGAUGGGCCCAACCGGAAACACGCAGAAUUAACUCGCUAAGUGUGUUGGUGGGUUUUUUUUUUUUUUGGUGCCAAAAAAUACACCCCAGUCUUAGUCUUAGUCUUAGACCGCCAUUCAAGAAGAGGCCAAGCUCUUCUUUUUCCAGCCUAUAUCAUAAAUCCAUGCAUGCAUCCAUCAAUAACCUAACCCUAAUAACCCUAACCCAGUCUUAGUCUUAGUCUUAGUCUUAGUCUUAGUCUUAGUCUUAGACCGCCAUUCAAGAAGAGGCCAAGCUCUUCUUUUUCCAGCCUAUAUCAUAAAUCCAUGCAUGCAUCCAUCAAUAACCUAACCCUAAUAACCCUAACCCAGUCUUAGUCUUAGUCUUAGUCUUAGUCUUAGUCUUAGUCUUAGUCUUAGUCUUAGUCUUAGUCUUAGACCGCCAUUCAAGAAGAGGCCAAGAUCUUCUUUUUCCAGCCUAUAUCAUAAAUCCAUGCAUGCAUCCAUGAAUAACCUAACCCUAAUAACCCUAACCCAGUCUUAGUCUUAGUCUUAGUCUUGGACCGCCAUUCAAGAAGAGGCCAAGAUCUUUUUUUUCCAGCCUAUAUCAUAAAUCCAUGCAUGCAUCCAUCAAUAACUUAACCCUGAUAACCCUAACCCAGUCUUAGUCUUAGUCUUAGUCUUAGUCUUAGUCUUAGUCUUAGACCGCCAUUCAAGAAGAGGCCAAGAUCUUCUUUUUCCAGCCUAUAUCAUAAAUCCAUGCAUGCAUCCAUCAAUAACCUAACCCUAAUAACCCUAACCCAGUCUUAGUCUUAGUCUUAGACCACCAUUCAAGAAGAGGCCAAGCUCUUCUUUUUCCAGCCUAUAUCAUAAAUCCAUGCAUACAUCCAUCAAUGACCUAACCCUAAUAACCCUAACCCUAACCCUAACCCAGUCUUUGUCUUAGUCUUAGUCUUGGACCACCAUUCAAGAAGAGGCCAAGAUCUUUUUUUUCCAGCCUAUAUCAUAAAUCCAUGCAUGCAUCCAUCAAUAACCUAACCCUGAUAACCCUAACCCAGUCUUAGUCUUAGUCUUAGUCUUAGUCUUAGUCUUAGUUCUAGUCCUAGUCCUAGUCUUAGUCUUAGACCGCCAUUCAAGAAGAGGCCAAGCUCUUCUUUUUCCAGCCUAUAUCAUAAAUCCUUUGCACGCAUCCAUCAAUAACCUAACCCUAAUAACCCUAACCCAGUCUUAGUCUUAGUCUUAGUCUUAUUCUUAGUCUUAGUCUUGGACCACCAUUCAAGAAGAGGCCAAGAUCUUCUUUUUCCAGCCUAUAUCAUAAAUCCAUGCAUGCAUCCAUCAAUAACCUAACCCUAAUAACCCUAACCCAGUCUUAGUCUUAGUCUUAGUCUUAGUCUUAGUCUUAGUCUUAGUCUUGGACCACCAUUCAAGAAGAGGCCAAGAUCUUCUUUUUCCAGCCUAUAUCAUAAAUCCAUGCAUGCAUCCAUCAAUAACCUAACCCUAAUAACCCUAACCCAGUCUUAGUCUUAGUCUUAGUCUUAGUCUUAGUCUUAGUCUUAGUCUUAGUCUUAGUCUUAGUCUUGGACCACCAUUCAAGAAGAGGCCAAGAUCUUCUUUUUCCAGCCUAUAUCAUAAAUCCAUGCAUGCAUCCAUCAAUAACCUAACCCUAAUAACCCUAACCCAGUCUUAGUCUUAGUCUUAGUCUUAGUCUUAGUCUUAGACAUCCAUGCCAAUACCAAUACCAACCAAACAGUUAGCAGUUUGGUCCGCAACAUAUCAUAAAAAAUAAUCCCAUUUAAGAGGCUGAAAUCAGAGGAUAUUUCAUGUUUAAAUACGGAAACGCUGAUUUGAAUGCUGAAGUGGUUGCUGGUUCGAUGCCACGUACAGCCAGGUCAUAGAUCAGGCAAGUGGGGAUGGAAAAG